AUGGCUUUCACUCUAACGCUAGUUGUGUUUCUUGUGUGUGCAGAAAGAGCACGAACGUCCUCAAUGGCAUUAUGUCGGACUGUGGCCAUUGCAAUGCAUUACUUCGCGUUAGCCAUGUUUUUUUGGACGUCGAUUCAAGCUUAUAAUAUGUAUUUAUCUUUUGUCAAAGUGAUGCCAAGAUACUAUUCUAAUUUCAUGUUUAAAAGUUCUGUUGUUGGAUGGGGUUUGUAUUUUAGCAUAUUUAUAUUGGUAGUUUCUUAUGGAAGAAGGGAAGAGGGCAUUUAUCUGUACCUCGCCCCGUUGAUUGUAACGGUUUGCGCUCCUGUGGCAGUCGAAAAAUAUGGUGAUGAGCAAUUCUGUCGUGUACAAGGUUCGCCAUUUUAUUAUGGUUUUCUAACUCCAGUUGUUUUAAUUAUUGCUCUUAAUUCUGUCGCUUUUGUGCUCAUUAUUAAUUCGCUGAUGAAUGCUGGAUCUAAGAUUGCCGCUAACAAGAGUGCUACUGGUUUGCAGCACGUACGACGAAGCACCGCCAUUUUGAUUGUACUUGGACUAACCUGGAUAUUUGGCGUGUUUGCCUUAAGCGACGCAAACUUGAUUUUUCAAUAUUUGUUUGCCAUACUCAAUUCAUUUCAAGGAUUUUUAGUAUUCGUAUUUUACUGCCUGCUAUCUUCGGAUACACGUGCCAAGUACGCAAAACUUUGUCAAAAUCAGCGUGGAUCGGAAAAUAGCCGAAAGAGGUACACUCCUCAUACGACAUCCAAAGGCUGAUUCCAAAUGAUCAACAUGAAUAAAAUAAAGAAGGAAAACAUACAUAACGUUAAUUUAAAUAACUCACCAAAAACAAGAGAAACUUAGAAUGACAUUUAAAGCAUAAUAAAUCCAAACAUAAAGUUUCCUGUAACUAACUAAACAAUAGGAAAUCCUUCUGAUAAUUUAACUAAAAUUGUUCGAUAACUAUUUCAAACUCUCAAAUACAAUGAUUGAAAGAUUGUUAA
This is a messenger RNA of Xenia sp. Carnegie-2017, 995 nucleotides long. RefSeq names its product adhesion G-protein coupled receptor G2-like. The coding region runs from base 1 to 768 and encodes 255 amino acids. Gene Ontology annotation, molecular function: G protein-coupled receptor activity. Gene Ontology annotation, biological process: adenylate cyclase-activating G protein-coupled receptor signaling pathway; cell surface receptor signaling pathway. NCBI's taxonomy places the organism in Eukaryota, Metazoa, Cnidaria, Anthozoa, Malacalcyonacea, Xeniidae. The record is from RefSeq and is a predicted model, not a curated record. Gene Ontology annotation, cellular component: membrane. The transcript is spliced from 3 exons.